Sorex fumeus (smoky shrew) is the source of this 5024-nucleotide messenger RNA. RefSeq names its product glycerol kinase (gene GK). Gene Ontology annotation, molecular function: glycerol kinase activity. The record is from RefSeq and is a predicted model, not a curated record. Gene Ontology annotation, cellular component: mitochondrion. The transcript is spliced from 21 exons. NCBI's taxonomy places the organism in Eukaryota, Metazoa, Chordata, Mammalia, Eulipotyphla, Soricidae. Gene Ontology annotation, biological process: triglyceride metabolic process; glycerol-3-phosphate biosynthetic process; glycerol metabolic process. Bases 133 to 1878 code for a protein of 581 amino acids.
GGCAAUCCAGAGCGCGGUCCCGGCGUUCUGCGGUUGCCGCCACCUCGCCCUCCGGAGAGCCGGCCCCUCCCUCGCCUGUCGCAGUCACCCGGGAUACGGACUGCGCCUGCCAGCCGACCCGAAGCUGGUUUCAUGGCAGCACCGAAGAAAGCUGUUUUGGGCCCUUUGGUGGGAGCAGUGGACCAAGGCACCAGCUCUACGCGAUUUUUGGUUUUCAAUUCAAAAACCGCCGAACUGCUUAGUCAUCAUCAAGUAGAAAUAAAACAAGAGUUCCCAAAGGAAGGAUGGGUGGAACAAGAUCCUAAGGAAAUUCUUCAGUCUGUCUACGAAUGUAUAGAGAAAACGUGUGAGAAACUCGGACAGCUCAAUAUUGACAUUUCCAACAUAAAAGCGAUCGGUGUCAGUAACCAGAGGGAAACGACCUUAGUCUGGGACAAAGUGACUGGAGAACCACUCUACAAUGCUGUGGCUGCUCCAGUUAUUCCUGACCCUUCAGUUCCAGUUGCCGUUGUUCCCUCUGGCGCUUCAGAUCCAGCUGCUGGCCCUUACUCAGUGUGGCUUGAUCUAAGAACACAGUCUACAGUUGAAAGUCUCAGUAAAAGAAUUCCAGGAAAUAAUAACUUUGUGAAGUCCAAGACUGGCCUUCCACUUAGCACUUACUUCAGUGCUGUGAAACUUCGCUGGCUUCUAGACAAUGUGGAAACUGUUCAGAAGGCUGUACAGGAAGAUAGAGCACUAUUUGGGACUGUCGACUCCUGGCUUAUUUGGUGUUUGACCGGAGGAGUGAAUGGAGGCGUCCAUUGCACGGAUGUAACAAAUGCAAGUAGGACGAUGCUUUUCAACAUUCACUCUUUGGAAUGGGAUAAAGAGCUUUGCGAGUUUUUUGGAGUUCCACAGAAAAUUCUCCCAAAUGUCCGGAGUUCUUCUGAGAUUUAUGGCCUAAUGAAAGCUGGAGCCUUGGAAGGUGUGCCGAUAUCUGGGUGUUUGGGGGACCAGUCUGCUGCAUUGGUGGGACAGAUGUGUUUCCAGGAUGGACAAGCCAAAAACACGUAUGGAACUGGCUGUUUCUUACUAUGUAAUACAGGCCGCAAGUGUGUAUUUUCUGAACAUGGCCUACUAACGACAGUUGCUUACAAACUUGGUAGAGACAAACCAGUAUAUUAUGCAUUGGAGGGGUCUGUCGCCAUAGCUGGUGCUGUUAUUCGCUGGUUAAGAGACAACCUUGGAAUUAUAAAUACCUCAGAUGAAAUUGAAAAACUUGCUAAAGAAGUAGGUACUUCUUAUGGCUGCUACUUUGUGCCAGCAUUUUCAGGGUUAUAUGCACCUUAUUGGGAGCCCAGUGCAAGAGGGAUCAUCUGUGGGCUCACUCAAUUUACCAAUAAGUGCCACGUUGCUUUUGCUGCAUUAGAAGCUGUUUGUUUCCAAACCCGAGAGAUUUUGGAUGCCAUGAACCGCGACUGUGGAAUUCCACUCAGUCAUUUGCAGGUAGAUGGAGGAAUGACCAACAAUAAAAUUCUUAUGCAACUACAAGCAGAUAUUCUGUAUAUUCCAGUAGUGAAGCCCUCCAUGCCUGAAACGACUGCCCUGGGAGCUGCCAUGGCGGCGGGUGCUGCAGAAGGAGUCGGCGUGUGGAGCCUUGACCCUGAGGAUUUAUCAGCAGUUACGGUGGAGCGUUUCGAACCCCAGAUCAAUGCUGAGGAAAGUGAAAUCCGUUAUUCUACGUGGAAGAAAGCUGUGAUGAAAUCAAUGGGUUGGUGUACAACUCAGACUCCAGCAAGUGGUGACCCUAGUAUCUUCUGUAGUCUGCCCCUGGGCUUUUUUAUAGUGAGUAGCAUGAUAAUGUUAAUCGGAGCAAGGUACAUCUCAGGUACCCGGUAAAUAGUACCAGUUCAUCGAUAACAAAGAUUGGAGCUUUUUAUGUAAUGGGAGAAUUCAGCAAUUCUAUUUCUGUAUGUGAGAACACUAUACAUAGACUCUGAUUUUAUUUUUAAGCCACGUGCUGCAUGAUCUAUCUUCCAAAGAGACUUGUGGCUUGAAAUAAAAUGCAGGAGAACGAAUAAUACAACAACAUUUGGUGUGUUUUUUAACAUUAAGCCAAGAUUGGACCAGCCAUUUUGAGGGUGACCCCUCCUCAUAAUUUUGGUCCCAUUUUCUCUAAGGAAGAAUUUGUAUCCUGUCCCAUCAAUAUUUUGUCUGUUAAUCACAGAAGGGUCAGGAUUUGGUUCUCCACACUACACAUAGUUAAAAGCCACUUUUGUUUCUUUUUUAAGAGACCCUGAAAGCUCUCUUUUCAGCUUAUUAGAUAUAACACAGUAUAUGCACUAAAUUUUUAAGUGAAAAUUUAGAACCCACACAAAGUAUAUAAUUUUUUGAAAAUUCUUUGCCAAAACUGAAAUUAUUGAGGCAUUUUACUGUACAAUCUUGCUAAUUAUACUGAAUUGCUGUCUGUAUCUUAUGUGAAACAUACUUUUCCUUUUAUUUCCAUCUUUUUGUAUUUUUUACUUUAUCUGUUUUCAUAUGUGUCUAUACAAUUUAUAUACAAUGGUAGCCGUUUAUAAAUUGAGUACAAUUUACAAGGCUCACUAAUUACAUUCAAUUGUUUGGGUCUCACAGUGACAACAUUUUUUUUCUUUUCAUUUAACCUUUUAAUAUUCCUUACUUUGUAUAACAUGCACAUAUUUUGUACUGGAGUAUCCCAUUUAUAAAUUAAGAAUAUACUGUUUUCAGCUGGUUAUAUUGAGGCUGGUCUUAAAUACACCACUUUGUGCAUACAUUAAUUUGGGGGGGAACCACUGUACAUUUUUUUUUGUAAUGGUUAUCCAGAUUAUUUACCAUGAACAACUUUAACGAGCCAAUAUUUAAAUUUUAGCUAAAUGUUCUAUGUCAAUAAGAGAAAAAUGUACUUUGUCUUCAACUAUAUUUGUUAUACCUUAGCUUUUCUUUUGUUUUAGCUUAAUAGACACCCUAAAAAUAUGGAAGGAAUACUACAGUAUAUGUUGAUUUGAAACUCAAUCACUAUCCUGUGUUCAUACUGUUGCAUAUCUGUGUGAUCCUUGUUAGGGUAUAUCAAAAGAGUUAAAAUCCUAAAUUGAGAAAAACUUCGAGUGCUCUUUUCAAAUAUGGCUAUUGCUGAUAUGCAAUUAUAAAAUCUGUUUGAGAAGACAGGAAAUUAUCUAUGGUUAAUGAUACAGAAUCAGAACUAAAAAUCAUUUUUCCAUUAGAAUGUCUUUUAAUGAUUCCACUUAUUUUUGAGAUUUAGUAUGGCACACUCUAAAGAUAACCUAGUAUAUCUUCUUGAUGUCAUUUUAAAUAUUUAAAACUUCCUGUUUCUUAUGCAUAAGGAUUUGUUGCUUCCUAACUAUUUUCUUCCAUGCUGAAAAUGGGAACAUGUAUAAAUAGUAUAAGGAGAUUAAUUUUGUUUGAAAUUAGUGGUCACCUCUAAAUUGAAUUUGCUGGGUUUUAUUGAUGCAGCUGCUACUUUAAUGACAGUAUAGAAUGGUUCUGUGGAAUUACUACUUUUUGGGAAGGGGAGAUUAUUUCUAGAAAUAUUAUUUCUGUGAUGAUUGGGUGAAUUGUAAAUAAUUGUGAAUCUCACUGUUCAAAUAACUUUUAGAUUAUACUAAUUUUCUAUAAAUCACAAUAUUUAUAAAUAUUUGAAAUUGUUACUUGUUGCUAUUUAAUGAUAAAUUUACUUAAAAUAAAUUGACCCCUUAUUCUUUCUUGGAUUCUCAUUUUUAGGGUAGAAAUUAGAGGAAAAUUAAAUAAGGAAAAUGGUACAGGAAACAGAAACUCAUUUUAUUAGGUGUACUCUAAAGAGUUAAUCACUGCCAUAAUCAUCAUUUAUGAAAUGUUGAGCACCUGAAUCAUUUUAUUAAAAACAGACUUCAGUUUCCUAUCUCAGCAGCUAGAAAAUCAUAUUGGCAAAAUUAACAGCCAUUUUUCACUGGGGUCCUUCAUAGCUCACUAUUUUGUUCUAUUCACUCAGUUUCUCUCUGUUUUAAUUGUCGGGGUCAACAACAUCAUUGUUCUCCUAAGUUGAUAGCCGGAACCAUCGUCAAUUGAAAAGAAACUGCAUCUAAUUAAUAUACAUGAUGAGCACGAACAUACACAUUCACCACGAUACAAUCAGGGAGUAAAGAUAAUGGACUUAUCCAUAACCUCCCAAUGCUCCUAGCGGGACUGGAGAAACAACUCAAUCGACUGCACCUCCUGCUUUGCAUGCAAGAGGCUCAAGUGGGAUUCCCUUGCACCAUAUGAUUCCCUGAGCACUGCCCCAGCACCCCAUAGGUUCCACCGAGCCCAUCAGGAAUGGUCCUUGAGCACAGAUCCUGGAGAAAAUACCUGAAGACUACCGGAUGUGGCCCAAGAACAACAAGAUGUUUAAGUGCAGAAUAUCAUAUUGUUAGCUAUAGGCGCUGUUUUGAAGAUGGUUAAAUUAUUCAUUAUGUAUGACAGGAUUUUUUUUCUGUUGAAAAAAAUUUUUCUCUCCCAAAUCCCUGUUGGCUAACUGUUCUACGAGUGACUUUUGUAGAUUCCAAAUAUGAGUGAGUUCAUGCAGUAAUUUUCUUCUUGUAUCUAGGCUAUUUUAAUUCACAUCAUUCAGGUCUGUUUCCAUUGUCAAAAAUGGUAGGAUUCACCCCUUUCUUAUUGUAGUUUAGGCAAUAUGGCUACAGUACUGUUAAAGUACGAAGUUACUGUACCUCAUCACCAAAGUGCCCAGGACUCUUCACCCUUCUAUAGCCUCUUGUCUGAUCUUCAUUCUCCCACUGGUUUUGAAUCGCUUUUAUAGUCCAAUGCCAAUGAUCUGUCAUAUUUGAUACUGUCUGUUCCCUUGUUUUGUUUCUCUGUUGUCCACAGAUGUGUGAGAUCAUCCAGGGUUAGUUUUUCGCCUUUUGACUUAUUUUGCUUAACAAGAUGUCCUCUAUUUCCAUUUAAAUUGUAAAAAACUGCAAGAUUUCAUCUUUUCUUGCUGCUUAGUAUUCCAUUGUGCACAUAUUCCACAACUUAAAUAUUAUUAAAUUUUU